Messenger RNA from Lolium rigidum, 363 nucleotides. Its product is annotated as non-specific lipid-transfer protein A-like. Gene Ontology annotation, cellular component: membrane. The transcript has 2 exons. Gene Ontology annotation, biological process: lipid transport. The record is from RefSeq and is a predicted model, not a curated record. Lineage: Eukaryota; Viridiplantae; Streptophyta; Magnoliopsida; Poales; Poaceae. Gene Ontology annotation, molecular function: lipid binding. The coding region runs from base 1 to 363 and encodes 120 amino acids.
AUGAAGGGCACCGUGGCGGCGGCUGUCGUGGUGGCGGCACUGGCCGUGGCGUUACUGGCAGAGGUAGGGCACGGCGCGCUGACCUGCGUCGAGGUGGACGCCAACCUGCUCCCGUGCGCGGAGUACGUGACCGGCAAGGGGGCGGCGCCGCCCGCCCUGUGCUGCCAAGGCGUGAAGCGCAUCAGGUCGCUGCCGGCGGGGACGGCGGAGCGGCGGUUCGUCUGCGAGUGCAUCAAGAGCGCAGCGGCGCGGUUCGACGGGCUCAAGAGCGACAUCGCGCGCGACCUCCCGGCGGCGUGCGGCUCGCCCCUGCCGUUCCCUCUCGCCCUCGACUUCGACUGCAACACCAUCCCGAGAGCAUGA